Molecule: messenger RNA, 14508 nt
Organism: Brienomyrus brachyistius
Lineage: Eukaryota; Metazoa; Chordata; Actinopteri; Osteoglossiformes; Mormyridae
Product: low-density lipoprotein receptor-related protein 1-like
Molecular function (GO): protein binding; calcium ion binding
Source: RefSeq, a predicted model, not a curated record
AUGUCACACAAUGCACCUGGCGUGGUGUCACUUCCCACGUGGUGUCACUUCCCACACGUGGAGCAGAUGGCCAUCGACUGGCUGACGGGGAACUUCUACUUCGUGGACGACGUUGAUGACCGCAUCUUCGUCUGUGACAAGGACGGUGCCACCUGCGUCACGCUGCUGGACCUGGAACUCUAUAACCCCAAGGGCAUUGCCCUGGAUCCCACCAUGGGCAAGGUGUUCUUCACCGACUACGGGCAAAUCCCCAAAGUGGAACGCUGUGACAUGGACGGGCAGAACCGCACCAAGCUGGUGGACAGCAAGAUCGUGUUCCCACAUGGCAUCACGCUCGACCUGGUCAGCCGACUGGUGUACUGGGCUGAUGCCUACCUGGACUAUAUCGAGGUGGUGGAUUACGAGGGCAAGAACCGGCACACGAUCAUCCAGGGCCUGCUGAUUGAGCACCUAUACAGCUUGACCGUGUUCGAGAACUACCUGUACGCCACCAACUCGGAUAAUGGCUACGUGCAGCCCAAGACCAGCGUGAUCAGGGUGAACCGCUUCAACAGCUCCGACUACCAGGUGGUCACCCGCGUGGACAAGGGAGGGGCCCUGCAUGUGUACCACCAGAGGCGGCAGCCCCCAGUGCGGAGCCAUGCGUGUGAACCGGACCAGUUUGGGAAGGCGGGCGGCUGUUCAGACAUCUGCCUGCUAGGAAACAGCCACAAGAGCCGGACCUGCCGCUGCCGAUCCGGAUUCAGCCUGGGAAGUGAUGGCAAGUCCUGCAAGAAACCGGAGCACGAGCUCUUCCUGGUGUACGGAAAGGGCCGGCCAGGUAUCAUCCGUGGCAUGGACCUGAACGCCAAAGUACCGGACGAGUACAUGAUCCCCAUCGAGAACCUGAUGAACCCUCGUGCUCUCGACUUCCACGCCGAGAGCGAGUUCAUCUACUUUGCCGAUGCCAACAGCUACCUCAUCGGCCGGCAGAAGAUUGACGGCACAGAGAGGGACACCAUCCUGAAAGAAGGGGUCCACACUGUGGAGGGUAUCGCUGUGGACUGGAUGGCGGACAACCUGUACUGGACAGAUGAUGGACCAAAGAAGACGAUCAGCGUGGCUCGCCUGGAGAAGGCCUCGCAGACACGCAAGACCCUCAUUGAGGGGAAGAUGACCCAUCCCAGAGCCAUCGUGGUGGACCCCCACAACGGGUGGAUGUACUGGACGGACUGGGAGGAAGACCCCAAGGACAGCAAGCGGGGCAAGAUCGAGAGAUCCUGGAUGGACGGAACAAACCGGAAUGUCUUCCUCACAUCCAAGACGGUCCUGUGGCCCAAUGGCCUGAGUUUGGACAUCCCUCAGGGCAUCCUGUACUGGGUGGAUGCUUACUAUGACCGCAUCGAGAUGGUGUACCUCAACAAUUCAGAGCGCAAGACCGUGUAUGAGGGCCAAGAGCUGAACCAUGCCUUCGGCCUGUGCCACUACAAACACUUCCUGUUCUGGAACGAGUACCGCAGCGGGAGCAUCUACAAGUUGGACCAGCAGACCAAGACUGUCACCCUGCUCCGCAACGAGCGGCCCCCCAUCUUCGAGAUCCGCACCUACGACGCCCAGCAGCAGCAGGGCAGUAAUACCUGCCGCGUUAACAACGGGGGCUGCAGCAGUCUAUGCCUGGCCAUACCGGGGGGUCGCAGCUGCGCAUGUGCAGAGGACCAAAUUCUGGACGCAGACAACGUCAGCUGCAAGGCAAACCCCUCCUACAUCCCCCCACCUCAGUGUCAGCCCGGUGAAUUUGCCUGCAAGAACAACCGCUGCAUUCAGGAGCGCUGGAAAUGCGACGGGGACAACGACUGCCUGGACAACAGUGACGAAGCAUCCGAGCUCUGCUACCAGCACACCUGCCCCGCCGACCGCUUCAAGUGCCAGAACAACCGCUGCAUCCCGCUGCGCUGGCUGUGCGAUGGCGACAACGACUGCGGCAACGACGAGGACGAGUCCAACACCACCUGCUCGGCACGGACCUGCCCUCCCAAUCAGUUCUCCUGUGCUAGUGGCCGCUGCAUUCCCAACUCCUGGACCUGCGAUCUCGACGACGACUGCGGCGAUCGCUCAGACGAGCCAGCCUCUUGUGCAUACCCCACCUGCUUCCCUCUCACGCAGUUCACCUGCAACAACGGACGCUGCAUCAACAUCAACUGGCGCUGCGACAAUGAUAAUGACUGCGGGGACAACAGCGACGAGGCAGGCUGCAGUCACUCCUGCUCCAGCGCGCAGUUCAAGUGCAACAGCGGUCGCUGCAUCCCUGAGUACUGGACCUGCGAUGGCGACAACGACUGCAGCGACUACAGCGACGAGACGCACGCCAACUGCACCAACCAGGCCACGCGCCCCCCCGGCGGCUGCCACGACGACGAAUUCCAGUGCCGCAUGGACAGCCUGUGCAUCCCCAAGCGCUGGCGCUGCGACGGCGACACCGACUGCGUUGACCUGAGCGAUGAGAAGAACUGCGAGGGCUUUACGCAGUCAUGUGACCCCGCUGUCAAGUUCGGCUGCCGGGACUCGGCUCGCUGCAUCAGCCGGGCCUGGGUGUGCGACGGUGACAGCGACUGCGACGACAACUCUGAUGAGGUGGGCUGCGAGGCGCUGGUGUGCAAGCUGUCCCACCAUGUGUGUGCCAACGACUCCAGCGUGUGUCUGCCCGCCGAGAGGCUCUGUGACGGCACUGACGACUGUCCCGACGGCUCUGACGAGAAGCUCUGCGAUCUGUGCUCCUUGGACAACGGAGGCUGCAGCCACAACUGCUCGGUGGCCCCCGGUGAGGGUGUCGUCUGCUCCUGCCCCCUGGGGAUGGAGCUGAAUGUCGACAACAAGACCUGCCAGGUGCAGAGCUUCUGUGCCAAGCACCUGAGAUGCAGCCAGCGUUGCGAGCAGGACAAGUUCAGCGUCAAGUGCUCCUGCUACGAGGGCUGGGCCCUGGAGGCAGACUUAGAGAGCUGCAAGAGCACCGAUCCCUUCAAGCCGUUCAUCAUCUUCUCCAACCGGCAUGAGAUCCGGCGCAUCGACCUGUACAAGGGCGAGUUCAGUGUUCUGGUUCCGGGCCUUCGCAACACUAUCGCCUUGGACUUCCACCUCAACCAGAGUGCCCUCUACUGGACCGACGUAGUUGAGGACAAAAUCUACCGCGGCAAACUCUCGGAAAACGGAGCCCUGACUAGCCUGGAGGUGGUUAUCCAGCAUGGGCUGGCUACUCCAGAAGGUUUGGCGGUGGACUGGAUCGCCGGCAAUAUCUACUGGGUGGAGAGCAACCUGGACCAGAUCGAGGUGGCCAAACUGGACGGUACCAUGAGGACCACAUUGCUGGCUGGGGCGGUGGAGCACCCCCGUGCCAUCGCCCUGGACCCCCGCUACGGCAUCCUGUUCUGGACGGACUGGGAUGCCACCAUGCCACUCGAGGCAGCCUCCAUGAGCGGGGAGGGUCGGCGCACCAUCCACAAGGAGACGGGCAGCGGCGGCUGGCCCAACGGGCUGACUGUAGACUAUCUGGAGCUGCGCAUCCUGUGGAUUGACGCCAGGUCCGACGCCAUCUACUCGGCCCGGUACGAUGGCUCCCGGCUGAUUGAGGUGCUGCGGGGGCAUGAGUAUCUGUCUCACCCCUUUGCGGUGACCAUGUACGGCGGAGAGGUCUACUGGACGGACUGGCGCACCAACACGCUGGCCAAGGCCAACAAGUGGACGGGCAGCAAUGUGACCGUGGUGCAGAGGACCAACACGCAGCCCUUUGACCUGCAGGUGUACCACCCCUCCAGACAGCCUCAGGCUCCAAACCCCUGUGCAGCCAACGGCGGCAAAGGCCCCUGCUCUCACCUCUGCCUGAUCAACUACAACCAGACGUUCUCCUGUGCCUGCCCUCACCUCAUGAAGCUCGGGUCUGACAGACACACCUGCUACGAAUCACGGCAGUUCCUGCUGUACGCCCGUCAGAUCGAGAUCCGUGGAGUCGACCUGGACAACCCCUAUUACAAUUACAUCAUCUCCUUCACGGUGCCAGACAUCGAUAACGUGACAGUGGUGGACUACGAUGCACUGGAACACCGCAUCUAUUGGUCGGACGUGCGCACACAGACCAUCAAGCGGGCCUUCAUCAACGGCACCGGCGUGGAGACCGUGGUGUCCGCCGACCUGCCCAACGCCCACGGUUUGGCGGUGGACUGGGUUUCCCGCAACCUGUUCUGGACCAGCUAUGACGCCAACAAGAAGCAGAUCAACGUGGCCCGUCUGGACGGCUCCUUCAAGAACGCGGUCAUCCAGGGCCUGGACAAGCCGCACUGCCUGGUUGUGCACCCCGUGCUCGGGAAGCUUUACUGGACGGAUGGAGACAACAACAGUGUGUCCAACACAGACGGCGGCAACCAUAGCCUCCUCUUCACCGGCCAGAAGGGGCCUGUGGGCCUGUCUAUCGACUUUGAUGCCGAGCAGCUGUACUGGAUCAGCUCGGGUAACGGCACCAUCAACCGCUGUGAACUGGACGGCAGUGGACUGGAGGUCUUGGAGGGGGUGAAAGGCAAGCUGACCAAAGCCACAGCUCUGGCGAUCAUGGGUGACAAGCUGUGGUGGGCCGACCAGGGCACAGAUCGCAUUGGAACCUGCGACAAGAAGGAUGGAGGCAACUGGAAGGUGCUGAGGAACACGACGUCUCCCAUGAUGCACAUGAAGAUCUACAAUGAGACCGUCCAGAGGGGCACCAACCUGUGCAGCAACAACAACGGCGACUGCUCGCAGCUCUGCCUCCCCACCUCGCCGACCACACGGGCCUGCAUGUGCACGGCCGGGUACAGCCUGCGGAGCGGCCAGCAGUCCUGCGAAGGCGUUGGGUCCUUCCUCCUGUACUCUGUCCACGAGGGCAUCCGCGGCAUCCCCCUGGAGCCCUCGGACAAGUCUGACGCUCUGGUGCCCGUGUCGGGGACGUCCCUCGCCGUGGGAAUCGACUUCCACGCGGACAACGACACCAUUUACUGGGUGGACAUGGGACUGAGCACCAUCAGCCGUGCCAAGAGGGAUCAGACGUGGCGCGAGGAUGUGGUGACCAAUGGCAUCGGACGCGUGGAGGGCAUCGCUGUUGACUGGAUCGCAGGAAACAUCUACUGGACUGACCAGGGCUUCGAUGUGAUCGAGGUGGCGAGGCUGAACGGCUCGUUCCGCUACGUGGUCAUCUCCCAGGGUCUCGACAAGCCGCGUGCCAUCACCGUGCACCCGGAGAAAGGGUACCUGUUUUGGACCGAGUGGGGGCAGUACCCACGGAUUGAGCGCUCUCGUCUCGACGGCACCCAGCGGGCAGUGCUGGUGAAUGUCAGCAUUAGCUGGCCCAAUGGCAUCUCCAUUGACUAUCAGGUGACUCCCAUGCUGUACUGGUGCGACGCCAGGACCGACAAGAUCGAGCGCAUUGACCUGGAGACGGGGGAGAACCGGCAGGUGGUGCUGUCCAACAACAACAUGGACAUGUUCUCCGUCUCUGUCUUCGAGAACUACAUCUACUGGAGUGACAGGACUCACGCAAACGGCUCCAUAAAGAGGGGCAGCAAGGACAACGCCACUGAUGCCAUACCCCUGCGGACAGGAAUCGGGGUGCAGCUGAAGGACAUUAAGGUCUUCAACAGGGACCGACAGCAAGGGACGAAUGUCUGCAAGGACAACAAUGGCGGCUGCCAGCAGCUGUGCCUGUACCGCGGCAAUGGAGAGCGCACGUGUGCGUGUGCCCACGGCAUGCUGGCGGAGGACGGGCGGUGCCGUGACUACGAGGGCUACCUGCUCUACUCGGAGCGCACCAUCCUGAAGAGCGUGCACCUGUCGGACGAGAGCAACCUCAACGCGCCCAUCAAGCCGUUUGAGGACCCUGAGCACAUGAAGAACGUCAUAGCGCUCACCUUCGACUACCGCGGCGGCGGGGGCAAGGGCGCCAACCGCAUCUUCUUCAGCGACAUUCACUUCGGCAACAUCCAGCAGAUCAGCGACGACGGAUCCGACCGCAGGACCGUGGUGGAGAAUGUGGGUUCUGUGGAGGGCCUGGCCUACCACCGAGCCUGGGACACGCUGUACUGGACCAGCUACACCACCUCCACCAUCACACGGCACACUGUGGACCAGAACCGCUGGGGUGCCUUUGACCGUGACACUGUGGUCACCAUGUCCGGAGAUGAUCACCCCCGUGCUUUUGUGCUGGACGAGUGUCAGGGGCUGAUGUUCUGGACCAACUGGAACGAGCAGUCACCGAGCAUCAUGCGGGCCACACUGUCGGGUGGGAACGUCCUGGCCGUUAUCAGCAGCCACAUACGCACCCCCAACGGUCUGGCCAUCGACCACCGCGCGGAAAAGAUCUACUUCUCCGACGCCACCCUCGACAAGAUCGAGCGCUGCGAGUAUGACGGGAGCAGACGCCACGUGGUCCUGAAGAAUGAGCCAGUGCACCCAUUUGGCCUGGCCGUCUAUGGUGACUACAUCUUCUGGACAGACUGGGUGCGGAGGGCCGUGCUCCGUGCUGACAAGUAUGUAGGUGGAGACAUGAAGGUGCUACGCGCAGACAUCCCCCAGCAGCCAAUGGGCAUCAUCGCCGUGGCCAAUGACACCAAUAGCUGCGAGUUUUCCCCCUGCCGCGUGAACAAUGGCGGCUGCCAGGACCUUUGCUUGCUGACCUCUGAAGGCCGGGUUAACUGCAGCUGCCGGGGGGACCGCAGGCUCAUGGAAGACAACACCUGUACAGCUCUGAACACCACGUGCAACAGCAUUGACGAGUUUGAAUGUGGCAACGGUGACUGCAUCAACUACAGCCUGACCUGCGACGGCAUGGUGCACUGCAAGGACAAAUCUGACGAGAAGCAGUCCUACUGUGCCCACCGCACGUGUAAGAAGGGUUAUUGGCGCUGCCUCAACGGACGUUGCAUUGGUCAUGGAUUCUGGUGCAACGGGGUUGACGACUGCGGGGACAACUCUGACGAAGUGCCCUGCAAUGCGACCCUGUGCCGCACAGCGGACGAGUUCCAGUGCCGGGAUGGAGCCUGCAUCACCAACUCCAGCCGCUGCAACCAGGUAGUGGACUGCGAGGAUGCCAGCGACGAGAUGAACUGCUCUGCCACCGACUGCUCCAGUUACUUCCGUCUUGGGGUGAAGGGCGUGACGUUCCAGAAGUGUGAGAUGACCACCUUGUGCUACGCUGCUUCCUGGGUGUGCGACGGCUCCAAUGACUGUGGCGAUUAUUCAGACGAGAGGAACUGCCCGGACAAGCGGAAGAGCAAGUGCCCGGUGAAUUUCUUCGCCUGUCCCAGCGGCCGCUGCAUUCCCAUGAGCUGGACCUGCGACAAGGAGUAUGACUGCGAGAAUGGAGCAGAUGAGGCGCAGUGCGACAAGUUCUGCUCCCCAUCACAGUUUGAAUGCGCCAACCACCGAUGCAUCUCCUACACCUGGCUGUGUGACGGUACCGACGACUGUGGGGACGGCACCGACGAGGACAGACGUGGGUGCAAAAACAAGACCUGCAGCCCCGAAGCCUUCCAGUGCCCCGACUCGCACGUGUGUGUCCCACAGCGCUGGAAGUGUGACGGGGACAAGGACUGCCCCGACGGCUCUGACGAGAGCGUCAAGGCCGGUUGCGUACUCAACAACACCUGUGAUGAGGCGGAGUUUCUUUGUCAGAACCGGCAGUGCAUCCCUAAACACUUUGUGUGUGACCAUGACAACGACUGUGGCGAUGGCAGCGAUGAAUCCCCAGAGUGUGAAUACCCCACCUGUGGGCCCAACCAGUUCCGCUGUGCAAACGGCCGCUGCCUCAUCGACAAGAGCUGGGAGUGCGAUGGGGAAUUCGACUGCCAUGACCGGUCUGACGAGGCUCCCAGCAACCCCCGCUGCAGCGGCCCAGAGAAGAAGUGCAAUGACACGGCGUACAUGUGCAAGAACGGCAACUGCGUCAACGAGACCCUACUGUGCAACUAUAACGACGACUGUGGCGAUGGUUCCGACGAGCUCAAUUGCUUCAUAAACGAGUGUCUGAACAGCAAACUCAGUGGCUGCUCCCAGAUGUGCGAGGACCUCAAGAUCGGAUACAAGUGCAGAUGCCAUCCUGGGUUCCAGCUAAAGGAGGACGGCAAGACCUGCAUGGACAUCGACGAGUGCCGUUCCUCCUACCCUUGCUCCCAGCGCUGCAUCAACACCUACGGCAGCUUCCACUGCCAGUGUGUGGAGGGCUUUGAGCGCCGGACCAACGACCCCACGGCCUGCAAGUCGACCUCGGCGGAAGAACCCUUCCUGAUAUUUGCCAACCGCUACUACCUGCGUAAGCUGAACCUGGACGGCUCCAACUACACCCUCCUGAAGCAGGGCCUGAACAACGCGGUGGCCUUGGACUUUGACUACAGAGAACAGAUGAUCUACUGGACGGAUGUGACGACGCAGGGUAGCAUGAUCCGACGCAUGCACAUCAAUGGCAGCAACGUGCAGGUGCUGCACCGGACCUCCCUCAGCAACCCGGACGGCUUGGCCGUCGACUGGGUGGGUGGGAAUCUUUACUGGUGCGAUAAGGGCAGAGACACCAUCGAAGUGUCCAGGCUGGACGGGGCCUUUCGGACGGUGCUGGUGAGCACGGGCCUGCGGGAGCCGCGAGCGGUGGCGGUGGACGUGCGUAACGGGUACCUGUACUGGUCAGACUGGGGUGAUAAUCCCCAUAUUGGGAGGAUCGGAAUGGACGGCACCAACCGCAGCGUCAUCGUUCAGCAGCGCAUCACCUGGCCCAACGGCCUGACGUUGGACUUCAUCAACGACCGCAUCUACUGGGCCGAUGCGCGGGAGGAUUACAUCGAGUUUGCCAGCCUGGAUGGCACCAGCCGACACACAGUACUGAGCCAAGACAUUCCCCACAUCUUUGCCAUGACCCUGUUUGAGGAAUAUAUCUACUGGACCGACUGGGAGACCAAGUCCAUCAACAGGGCCCACAAGACGCUGGGCACCAAUAAGACCAUGCUGAUCAGCACCCUCCACCGGCCGAUGGACAUCCACAUCUUCCACCCAUCCCGGCAGCCUGAGGUGACUAACCACCCAUGCCAGACGAACAACGGUGGCUGUUCCAACCUCUGCCUCUUGUCGCCGGGCGGGGGCUAUAAGUGCGCCUGUCCCACCAACUUCUACCUGGGCCAUGAUGGGCACCGCUGCUUGUCCAACUGCACAGCCAGCCAGUUUGUGUGUAAAAACGACAAGUGCAUCCCCUUCUGGUGGAAGUGUGACACUGAGGACGACUGCGGGGACCGGUCCGACGAGCCCACCGACUGCCCCGAGUUCAAAUGCCGACCAGGCCAGUUCCAGUGUGGCACUGGGAUCUGCACCAACCCGGCCUACAUCUGUGAUGGAGACAACGACUGUCAGGACAACUCUGACGAGGCCAACUGUGACAUCCACGUUUGCCUGCCUAGCCAGUUUAAAUGCACCCAGCCCAGCCGCUGCAUCCCCGGAAUCUUCCGCUGCAACGGGCAGGACAACUGCGGGGAUGGCGAGGACGAGAAGGACUGCCCCGAGGUCACAUGUGCUCCCAACCAGUUCCAGUGCUCCGUCACCAAGCGCUGCAUCCCCCGCGUGUGGGUGUGCGACCGCGACAACGACUGCGUGGACGGAUCCGAUGAGCCCGCCAACUGCACCCAGAUGAUCUGCGGCGUGGACGAGUUCCGCUGUAAGGACUCGGGCCGCUGCAUCCCAGCGCGCUGGAAGUGUGAUGGGGAGGACGACUGUGGGGACUCCUCCGACGAGCCCAAGGAGGAGUGUGAUGAGAGGACCUGUGAGCCAUACCAAUUCCGCUGUAAAAACAACCGGUGCGUUCCAGGCCGCUGGCAGUGCGACUAUGACAACGACUGUGGUGACAACUCUGACGAGGACAAGUGCGUUCCCCGCCAGUGCUCCGAAAGCGAAUUCGCCUGUACCAACGGCCGCUGCAUCGCUGGCAGGUGGAAGUGUGACGGAGACCAUGACUGUGCUGACGGGUCCGAUGAGAACGGCUGUGACCUGAAAUGUGACAGCGACCAGUUCCAGUGUAAGAAUGGCCACUGCAUUCCCAUCCGGUGGCGCUGUGACGCCGACGCCGACUGCCUGGAUGGCAGUGAUGAGGAGAAGUGUGACAGUGGAGUGGGUCGACACUGCCCCCUGGAUGAAUUUCAGUGUAACAACACGCUGUGUAAGCCGCUGGCUUGGAAGUGUGAUGGCGAGGACGACUGCGGGGACAACUCUGAUGAGAACCCAGAGGAGUGCAAAAAGUUCCAGUGUCCGCCGACCAGGCAGUUCCGGUGCCGAAAUGACCGCGUGUGCCUCUGGAUCGGCAAGCAGUGCAAUGGCGUUGACAACUGUGGGGACAACACGGAUGAGCUGAACUGCCAGGUGCCCUCGGGCACCCCCACCUGUGGGAAGGACGAGUUCCAGUGCAGCAACGGUCAGUGCAUCAGCUCAAGCCUGCGCUGCAACUUCUUCAAUGACUGCGAAGACUACGGCUCUGACGAGAUCGACUGCAAGCGAGACACGCCGCUGAACGGCUGCCGCCACGGUGCCCAGUCGUGUGCGGACGAGGCGCACUGCGUCACCAACAGCAGUGACUCAUUCUGCACCUGUAAACCUGGCUUCCAGAAGGUCGGCAAGAACAGCUGUGAAGAUAAAAAUGAAUGCAAGCAGUUUGGCCUGUGCUCCCACAUCUGCAACAACACGAAGGGCUCGUACAAGUGCACCUGCCACAAGCACUUCACCAAGAUCAACGACACAUGCAAAGCUGAUAACUUAAACAGCAACGGACAGGUGCUCUACAUCGCCGACGACAAUGAGAUCCGUAGCCUGGACCCCAGCACGCCCAACUGGGUGUAUGAGCAGACGUUCCAGGGUGAUGCCAAUGUGCGCAUCGACGCCAUGGACCUGCACGUGAAAUCCAACAAGAUCUUCUGGACGAACUGGCACACGGGCCGCAUCUCCUCCUAUGAGCUGCCCGCUUCGGGAUCCUCAUCCUCACCCAACUCCAACUCUCACCGCAACCGGAGACAGACUGAUGCACGUGUCACCGACCUGGAGAUCCCACAUCUAAAGAUGCCGCGUGGCAUCGCGGUGGACUGGGUCGCCGGCAACCUCUAUUGGACUGACUCUGGCCGGGAUGUGAUUGAGGUGGCCCAGAUCAACGGACGGCACCGCAAGACCCUCAUCUCCGGCAUGAUCGACGAGCCCUACGCCAUUGUGGUCGAUCCCCAAAGAGGGAAAAUGUACUGGGCAGACUGGGGAAAUCACCCAAAGAUUGAGACAGCAGCCAUGGAUGGGACUAUGAGAGAGACGCUGGUUCAGGACAGCAUCCAGUGGCCCACAGGUCUGGCUGUGGACUACUUCAACGAGCGACUCUACUGGGCCGACGCCAAGAUGUCUGUGAUUGGCAGCGUGCGACUCAACGGCAGUGACCCCGUGGUGGCCGUCAGCAGCCUCAAGAACAACCUGCACCACCCCUUCAGCAUCGACAUCUUCGAGGACUAUAUCUACGGCGUCACCUACGUGAAUAACUUCGUGUUCCGGGUGAACAAGUUUGGCAAGGGGCCCAUGGAGAACCUCACCACAGCCAUCAACCAUGCCACUGACAUUGCCCUCUACCACCGCUACAAACAGCCAGAGAUGACCAACCCAUGUGACAGGAAGAAAUGCGAGUGGCUUUGUUUGCUGAGUCCCAGUGGUCCGGUUUGCACGUGUCCCAACGGGCACCAGCUGGACGAUGGCACUUGUGUGGAGGUGCCCUCUCCUACACUCUCCCCUGCUCCGCCCUCUCCUGGCACCUGCACCCUGCAGUGUCUGAACGGUGGGCAGUGUUUCCUCAAUGCCCACAAGCAGCCCAAGUGCCGCUGUCAGCCCAACUACCGCGGUGAGAAAUGCGAGGUGGAUCAGUGCCGAGACCAUUGUCAGAAUGGGGGCACAUGCACGGCCUCCGCCACAGGCUCCCCUGCCUGCCGCUGCGUCCCCGGCUUCACGGGCCCCGUGUGUAAUCAGCACACCUGCCGGGAUUACUGCCAAAACGGCGGCACCUGCUCGGUCAGCCAGGGCAACCAGCCCAAGUGCCAGUGUCCCGUGGACUUCCUGGGCGACCAGUGCCAGUACCGUAAGUGUGACGGGCACUGUGAAAACGGAGGCACGUGUCUGCAGGUCUCCAGCGGGAGCAUUCAGUGCCGCUGCCCGCCGCAGUACAGCGGUGCAAACUGCGAGGUAGACAGGUGCCAUUACUGCAAGGACGGCAAGUGCAUCCCCACCAACAGCCACAAACCUACAGGAGAAGUCACCUGCAGGUGCCCCAACGGAAAGAUUCAGCCAAGUUGCUAUACGUGCAGCGAGUACUGUGUGAACGGACAGUGUUCAGUGAACCCCCAGACACAGCAGCCCCAGUGCAGAUGUUCCGCAGGUUGGUCUGGCCAGCGCUGCUCAGUAAAUACCUCCACCAUAAACUCCUCUGACCCCAGCAGCCGAACCGCGUCGAUUGUCAUCCCAGUGCUUCUGCUGUUGCUCGUUGCCCUGCUGGUUGUUGGCGCCAUCUUGUGGUACCGGAAGAGAAUGAGUGGGGCCAAGGGCUUCCAGCACCAGAGGAUGACCAACGGGGCCCUCAAUGUGGAGAUCGGGAACCCGGCAUACAAGACCUACGAAGGGGAGCCCGAUGAUGACGCCGGGGAACUCCUGGAUGCCGACUUUACCCUGGACCCGGAUAAGCCCACCAACUUCACCAACCCCGUGUACGCCACCCUCUACAUGGGGGCUCAUAACAGCCGAAACUCGCUGGCCAGCACAGACGAGAAGAAGGAGCUUCUGUCUCGAGGGGAGGAGGACAUGGGAGACCCACUGGCAUAGACUGAUCAACCCCCCGCUCCCCCGCCCCCACCCCAGCAUUAGCAUAGCGCCACCACUCAACAGCAUCCCCCCCCCCACCCCGGUUUUGCCUUUUGAGAGCAGAAAAAAAACACAGCAGAAAUGCCUGAACACUGUAUAAAAUGUACAAAAUGAAGGACUACUUUUGUAUGUGACUGCAGUAUUAUAUUUUGUUCUUUUACAUUCUUCUGCUCUAAAAGAAAACAAUUUUGUAUAAGAUUUUUUUUUGCCCUCCCCCCCUGCCCUUUACCCGAGUUGCCACUACCUCUGUGCAAAAUGAAAUGGGGGGGGAAGAAACGACAAAAAAGGAACAGUGGAACAAUUUAAUUUUUUAUUUUUGUAUGAAUUGUAUAGAAAAAUCGUUCCAUUCAAGUGGAGUGUUGUUUGACGUGGGAGAGGUCAAAGGCGAGGCCCGGGCCCCGGGCCCCGGUGGGGCCUCGCAUGUGCGGGACUGGCGAGCGUGUGUGGAGGGCGAGCAAGGGACUGUCUGGAAUGGCACAUGUCAUUGGCGGAAGCCCACCUACAGUAUUUCUGUUGUUUUCUCAGAGAAUGAUUGUGUUUUCAUCCUUGCACAGACUAAAAUGAUAUAUAAAUAUAUAUAACUUUAUUGACAGAGUUUUGAAAGUAUCCAGAGGUACACAAAACACACACCUUAAUAUAGCAAAAUGUACGUUUGUGUGUGUGUGUUUUUUAUUUUUUAAUUUUUAAGCAUUCCAGGGUGUAAAUCUGGCUGUGUGUGAGAGGCCUUGUGGGGGGGGGGCGCUUGUAACAGGAGGGCGUGGCCCACUGACAGAAAGGCUCCACCCCCGGCUCGCUGGCCGCAGCCAAUCGGAAGUGUCGCUCACCUACACGGUGACCUAUGUGUGCAUGGGUGGCACCUUGGUAGGGGGGAGGAGUGGGGGAGGGGAGGUUGGAUUUUAGCAGGAAGCUGUCUCCAGGAUACCGGUGUGAUGAUCUUGAGUGGAGCUUCCGCCGUUAUUCCCUAACCUGUCCGCUUUGGGCUGGGUGAGUGUCACAUUCCUCUUUAGGGUUGAUUUAUUUCAUUGUAUUUUUUUUCUUAAACACCUUGUGCUUCUCCGUUUGUGCGCCGGUGCCCAUGUCCAUGUGCGUGUUUAUUGCCCCGUUCGUCUCCCGGCUCUCGGCUCUUGCCCUCUGGUUCCCUCCUUUUGCCUGCCCCUAUCGCUGCCAUCUAUCCACCGAUGACUCCUCAAACUCAGACACUUUCUCGUUUCUUCAGAUGCUGCUUCUUUUGGAGGUGAGCAGCCAUAUUUUAAUGCAUGUUCAAUGGAAAAAAGAAAAUACUUAGCGUAAGACGUCCUUUCGCUUAGCCCACACAGCACAUCAGCUCACGCAGUGGAUUCUGACUUUCAUUUCAGCUCAGUGUUUUUUUUUUUUUGAUUGAGAGAAAAGUACAAUCAUUUUACUUAAACUUUUUCAAAAUCAUACACUUUGGAUUUGUUUAAAUUUUUUUUUUUCCAUUUUAUUUUUUAAUAAAAAAAAUGACAAAUAGCUUUUAUAGUAGAAAAUGCAUGGUGGCUCAGCCUUUCUGGAAAGAAUAAUGUUUAAUUUUUUUUGCUGGAAUACUUUACAAACUAAAUAACAAAUAUUGUUAUAAAUAAACUUUUUAAAAAUGUA